AUGACGGCAGCUGUGGUGGAUGUGCAUGCUGAAGGCCUCCGACAACUGGAGCGUGCCGAACGGCUGCUGGAGGUUGGCUCGACGGGUCCUCGGAGCCGCCGGACUGCAGUCCACAAGUCACUGGAGCAACUCUUCGGUGAAGCGCGGCUAAGGUCACAAACCUUCUCUGGAGCCAAUGCCUUCGCAUCCACCUCCUCACUGCCCCGGUUGCUUCAGACGCCACAAGCGCAGAGGCUGGAACGGGACAUUGCCGACUUCACCCUGGUGCCCCAGGGCACCACUGGUGCCCUAACUUCGGCCCCUGCAGAUGCAGACCAACCCUCCUUGGGUUUGCAGGAGUUCUUUGGUCUCAGACACGAGCGGGUCAUAGUGGAAACUGUGGAAGAGAGUUACCGGGACUGCUUGCGAAGCUGCGAACGUCACUCCUUUGAUCGCCUUCAAGCGGAUUGGGAGGACGCCAAGUCGCAGUUUCUGGGCAAUCUGCAGCGGCUGGGCCAAGGUUCUGCGGUUGUAGCAUUGUGCAAUGAUGGCACAGCCUCUGGCACUGCAGCAGUGCCACCCACUCAGGAUGCGCCCAUCAUAGAUGCCCUACUGAGCGAGUCCAUGGGCCCGCCACUGGUCCAGAAGAUCGCGCAGCUGAGUAGCGCAAGCUGCCCAGCCUACCAGGUGGAACUCUCCGAGUGCUGGAGCAUUUUAGGCCAAGAGCUGAAGAUCACGCUGGGAGGUAUUACUUCCGGUGCUCUCGCCUAUCUGCAAAACCGCUUUUUCGAUGAGGUCAAAGGCUUUGUCUACAACCAAGCAGAUGCCCGUCUGGGUGGUGUUCCGGAUGCCUGGUCGCUGGUCCGGGCCUAUGGCCGACUGAGAUUCCAGACCUCCAGCUUUCCCACCUCGCCAGCACACGUCUGGUACGCUGCCUACGUGGCUGCUCGUGCGGGUCUGGUUUCACUGCUUCUUGAGCUUCCCGACAGAGCUAGCCCAGCUUCCGAGCGGUGUCCCAUGCUGGGAGCUGUGUGCUCCCUGAUGGCGCGGCGACUUCAAGUCGUUUACCCACAGGCUGUGGAGUUGGCCGGAGCCGGGGAGGUGGACUCAGCGGACCUCCUCCGAGCAGAUGUCGAGCAGGAGAGCUCCGGCUUCCACGAUGUCCUCGUCUCUCUGCUGCUUGGGAGAAGCUUUGCCUUCAGCCGGCUGCCCGAGGGUACAGUGGAGGAUUGGCUCUGGUACCGGCUACACCUGGUCCACCUUCUGGGAAAGGACGAGCAGUCGCCGGAGUUCCAGCAGCAGUUUGAGGCUUUGCGGAACCAGGCUGCCGCACUCCCCGCAUCGCACUUCGAUCCCGGUGCUUCAGGCGUCAGCACGGCCGUCACAGCCAUGCAGACCUUGAACUCAGUAAAGGUCUUCUUGCUGACGGGCCAAUUUGGCCGUGCCAUACAGCAGCUGCAGGACCGCUCCCUUCGGCCCGUGGCACUCCACAUGGCACUGGUUUUACGAAAAGCUGGCACGCUGGAGGCCGUCUCAGCACUGGAGACGCCACUAAACGUCUCAGCUUUCCUGUGUGACUAUGCCUCCAGCUUCCGGUGUUCAGAACAGCUUCGCUAUUUCCGCGCGCUGGACGUCAAGGAGCGGGUUCAAGCACUUCAGCGUCUCCUCCUCUCCGGCGGAGCUGUGGACGAACUGUUGGGCUAUAUCGACCCCAACGGUCGCCACAGGCCAGGCUUGCUUGAGAUGACCUUGCAGGAGGACGGCAUGGGCGACCAGGCAGAGUUCGUGGAGUUGUGCUCCCGCGCGGGCCGGCAGGCUCGCGACCAGGGCCAGUACCGGGAAGCUAUUCGCCUUCUGCAUCUGGGAAGGUGCUACAGCGAAGUUCUGCAGGUGCUGUGCCGAUGCCUGCGGCUGCCAAUAUGGCGCGAGGAGUCUAUCGCCUCCGGCACCGCACAGGGUGAGGCAAUGAGCCUGGCACAGGAUAUCCAGCGCUUUUUUGACAUCUACGAGCGCAAUUUGGAUCGCUAUGCUCUCUCCUCCGCAGUCUGGACGGUGGCACGGAAGCUCUACGCCACGCGCAUGUUCCAUAGCCUCUGCGACAGAGGACAGCCAGAGGCUGCUUUGGACGUCUUUGACCGUGAGCAGCUCUUGAGCGACAUAGAUGCGCCUUCCGAGGCCGCUGACGAGGUCUGGGCUGAGUAUCCACAGAUCGUGUCUGCCUACAUUCGCGUCCUUAACCAUGCGGCUGCACGCGGGGCCAUGGUAGGCUACGCAAUGCAGGACCGCGUCAGGAGGCUGCAGUCCUUCCUUGCAGCGAGAUGCAAUCGCUUGGUCCUGGAUCAGGAGACUGAUGCUGCGCUGGCAAGACUGGCGCUAUGCUUCUGA
This is a messenger RNA of Symbiodinium pilosum, 2364 nucleotides long. The record is from the annotation of a GenBank genome assembly. NCBI's taxonomy places the organism in Eukaryota, Dinophyceae, Suessiales, Symbiodiniaceae.